AUGAGCAGCGGCCACCAGUCCCUCUAUUUCCUCAGUCUUCCUGACCCAAAGCAGCUGGUCUGCGUCACCCUGACUCUGCAGGAUGAGGGCGAGGAGCUGAGGAGCAAACAGAUCAAGACCUGCAGGGAGCUGGUUCUGCUGUUCUCUGAUCUUCUGGCUGCUCCUGCUCUGGACUCCUUUGCUGAUAUCACAGUGGUCAUAGCUACCUCGUUCUUACAGAACGGCAUCCUCCAGGUGUUUGGACACAGACACCGUCUGCAGCUGGGCUCUCCUCAGUCUGUGCUUCCAGGGGACCUCCAGCGUUGCCUGUCCUACUCUCUAAUCAGCAGACUGUCCCCCAGCUGGAACAAAGUCGGCCUCUUCCUCAUCUCAGGAAAAGACUUCCUGACCGAGAGCGGGAGGCUCAACGCUGUCAGCGUGGAGCUGAGUGUCACUGAGGCCCACAUGUGUUUCAGCAUUGAGGCCAGUGCUGUCCGACUGCCCCUGACCACCCUGGGGGACUUCGACCUCCCCCCGUCGGUGCUCCAGAGCUUAUGCAGUGACCCUGAAUUCGUCCUCGACCUGGCCUCCACCGCAGGAGCCGUGUGGUGUCACGUCCUGCCCAGCAUGAAGAAAGGGCAGAUCAUCUUCAUCAGCCGCCAGCUGCCCAAGCAUGGACCGUUCAGGAGCUACAGAGACCUGCAGAACCACUGGAACCGCAUGUAUGGCUACAGACUGCCUGAGCUGGCAGAGGAUGAUGUGCUGUACUGCAGCGUCUACUUCAGGCUGCUGGGAGAGAUACUCUUCAGCUACCCUCUGAGCUGCAUCCGCCUGCAGCCGGUGCAGCGUUGUCCUCAGGUCGACCUGCAGGGGGCGUUGGGCGGCUUCCUGUCUGACGUCAGGCACACACUGAAGACUGUGUGUGGCUUCCCUGCACAUCUGAGCAGCAAGCCCUGUUACCGUGCAGUCAGCCUGAGCACCGCUGCAUCUUUACAGGUGUUGAAUGGUUUGGAAAUCAACCUGACCACCUCCUGCUCCAUCAGGCCGGUCCUCACCCAGCUUCCUCCACCCCCUCCUCCAUCCCAGCCUCUGCAGCCUUCAGCCUGGACUCCUCUGUCCCAGCAGGAAGGAGCUCAGGAGCUUCUGGAGAAAGGACGUGGCUUCAGAGGGAGACUGACACAAAGUCAGGGGUGUGGAGGAGGCAGAGACUGGCCUUCCUCUUCCUCCAUCUCCUCCUCACAUGCUGCUUUUUCCUCUUCUGACUCCUCAGAUCAAGAAUCACAACCUUCCUGCUCCUCCUCUUCUUCCUCUUUUCUCCUGCACUUCCAGCCAGCCUCAUCCCUCAGCUCCUCCUCCUCCACCUCCUGCUCUUCUCUUCCAGUCUUCCAGCCUGCUUCCUCCUUCAGCUCUUCCCACUCCUCCUCCUCAACUCCCUUGUCUGAAGCGGUGUUGAACCCUUCUCCCAAACUUGUUCCAGUCUUCAAGCGUCCAUCGCACCGCGUCACCAUUUCCCUGCUGCGUCCCCAAAAUCAGAAGCAGCUGGGUGCAGCUGUGGAAGGGUCAGAGAGGGUGACAGUGCCUUCCUUUAGGAAGAAGAUUCCCGCCACUGCUUCUUCUUUAUCAGCUGCUUCCCUCCCAGUUCUUCCUUUGCCCAUCAUCCCUCACUUCAGCCGCCAUCCCAAAUUCCACAGCGGCACUGCGGCUGCUCACCCGCCUCCGGCUCACAUCAAGCGCAUCUCCAGCCUCAGUCCUGUAACAAAGUUUAAGCCGAGGAUUAUCAUCCCUCCAAAGCCGGAGAUCAAGACCGGCUCCAAAACCGUCCUGAAGGUCAGCUCUGAAAGUGACGCUGUCACUGGCUGCAGAGACGAAACACAGACAUCCUCUGAAACCUCAAACAAUGAAACCUCCAAACACAGCACAAAGAGAGUUUCUUUUGACCUAAAGGCGAAGAAAUCCAGAGCCGCAGUUGGAGACGUGGACGUGGAGAAUAUGGUCAAAACCAAUCAGUUGUCCAAGCUGAACUCUGCGACUCUGCUGCUCUGGCUGAAAGCUCGAGGCGUGAACGUCAACGCCAAACACAGGAAGGAGGAGCUGAUGAUGAAGGUCAUGAGCUGCCUGGCUGAGGCCUGAAACACACACUGACUCACCCCCUCGCUGCAUUUACUUAAUAGAGUUACUUUGGAGUAUUAACGCUGCGCUAAGCUUUCCUUUUAAGAAUUUGAUGUAAAAUCUUAUCAGCCGGGACAGAUGAGAGCUUCUCAUCCUCGCUAAUUGAGAUGCUGAACAUUUGCCAACGUUAGAUUUUGGUGUCAGAUGAAGUCACAGCGGGUCCAGAGGAGGACCUUUGAUUAAAUGAAAGCACAGACUGUUGGAAGCUUUCUCUUCCUCCUGUUUCUCUUCCAUGUGACGCCUUCACUCGUGUUCACUUUGCUUUAUUGUUCAGGUUAUUAACUUUAAAACUGUUCAUUCACUGGAGCGGUGUGGAAGGUCCUCAGUGUUUCUGCAACAGCUGGUUCAUAUUUAAAGACAGAGUGUUAUACCUGUGAGCCUCUCAAGAGCCACAGGGAGGUUUUACAAGCUGUUCACAAAGGUCAUGUUUUCACAGAAAGCACCAGCGUUCUGCAGCAGGUGUGUUUGUUCUGCUCACCAGUGUU
Molecule: messenger RNA, 2633 nt
Organism: Pelmatolapia mariae (spotted tilapia)
Lineage: Eukaryota; Metazoa; Chordata; Actinopteri; Cichliformes; Cichlidae
Exons: 13
Coding region: 1-2109 (702 amino acids)
Source: RefSeq, a predicted model, not a curated record